AUGGGGUAUGCCGCCACUGCAGGAGUCGUGGGGGGCGGAAGGCCAGGGGCAGCGCGGUACGUGGUGACAAUAGCGGAUGAUGCUAUAGAGGGUGCGCGGGAGGGGAGUCUCAGGUGGGCAGUGGCGAAUCUUGGGGGAGGGACAGGGGGAGGGGGGGAGCGGCAGGGGCUGUACGUGACAUUUAACCGGUCGAUGACGAUUCGGCUCAAGUCUCGGCUGUUCCUGGCGUCGCACACGACGAUUGACGGGCGGGGGGUGCGUGUGAGGCUGCUGGGCAACGGGCUGGUGCUGCAGAACGUGACAAACGUCAUCAUCCACAACAUCGAAAUUGGCAACCAGCCUGGGGAUCAUGACGUGCUUCCCAUUCGCAGCAGCCAGGUGGUGUGGAUUGACCACUGCCACGUGUACAAUGGCCACCGCGGUACUGUAGACGUCGUAUACAACUCUACGGAUGUGACUAUAUCGAAUUGCCGCAUCCACAACCACCGCUUGACCAUGCUUCUAGGGGCGGACGACUCGCAUGAGUACGACCGCAACAUGCGCGUUACAGUGUACCGCAACUGGUUUGAGAAAUCCGGGCAGCGCCAGCCGCAUUGUCGCUGGGGGCAGUGCCACGUGGCCAACAAUUUGUACACCGACUGGGCGUUCUACUGCCUUGGUGGGAGAGUCUUUGCCAAGAUUCGGUCAGAGGCGAAUGUUUUCCGUGCAGGGCGGGCACGGAAGGAGGUGACACCAUGGUUUGGAGAAGCAAGCUUGACAACUCCUGGUUUUGACAACACGCCAACGAUUCUAUCAUAUGGCGAUUUGUUGUUGAAUGGAGCGACCUUCCACCAGUUUAAAGGGAAGGAGCCCAUUUUUGAUCCGCCUUACCGGCUUCCUCUCUAUGAUGCCUCGGCUCUCAUGGAGACUUUCCUGAGGCAGAGUGCGGCGGAGAUGCCAAGCAAACCCUCCCGCGCUGCAUCGCAGGCAGCCACCCAGGUGUGGGUUGACCUCGAACUUUCCUUCCUAUUCCUAGAUUCUACCGUCUUCUUUACUGCUCGUUCCAGCAUGGCCUCUCGCGGAGGAGCGACGCCGUCUAAGGGUUGCCUGCAGCGGCUACAGCGAGAAAUGAAGUUAAUUACCAAGGAACCGCCUCCGCACAUCCGCGCGAAGCCGAACCCCGCCGACAUGCUGGACUGGCACUUCGUGUUGGAGGGCAGCCCGGGCACGCCGUACGAGGGCGGGUGGUACCACGGACGGCUCAGAUUCCCCGCCGACUACCCCUUUAAACCGCCGAGCAUUAUGAUGCUUACCCCCAACGGACGAUUCGCCACCAGCACUCGCAUAUGCAUGAGCAUGAGCGAUUUCCACCCUGAGACGUGGAACCCCAUGUGGUCCGUCGCCAGCAUUUUGACCGGCCUUCUCUCCUUCAUGUCGGACGAUGCAGUGACGGCGGGCAGCAUAGUGGCGUCGGAGGCGGACAGGCGCAAGCUGGCACGCCUCUCCAUGCCCAACAACUGCCGCAGCCCCGUGUUCCGCAAGCUGUUCCCCGACCUGGUGGACAGCUACACCUCCUCACUGGCAUCGGCAGCAGACGCAGCAGAGGGUGGUGCUGAUGCCGCCAGCAGGGCACAAGGGGAGGGCGCAGAGGGGAGGGGGAAGGGCGCAGGGAAGGGCAGGCGGGUAGUGGAAGCUGCUGCUGGGGUGGUGGGCGGGCGGGAAGGGAAGGGCAGUGAGUGGGGGAGGGAUUUGAAGUUAGUAGGUCAGGGUGGGGCAGAGAGAAAAGAGGGGGGGCAACGGAGGGUGGUUACAACAGGAGGGAAGGUGGGUGUUGCUGGUGCGUUCGGUGCAGGGAAGACAGGCUGUCUCGUCGAUCUGCCGUCCUCCCCGCGCCACGCCAUGAAGAGCCCCAGCGCGCAGCUCUCGCACGCGCUCACGCGCAUCCACGCCGCCAUGCACCGCCCGCCGUCCCCCGCGCCUGCGCCGCCAUCAUCCCCGCCCUGCGCGGGGAGCCCUCCUGACGACGCCACGCGACGGUCUGCGAGUCGCCGAGCUUCGCAGGAGCGCACGGCGGAGUUGCUGCAGCAGUCGUUCCGACCUAAGGCGCAGCCACUAGCGCCACCCGCUCACGCCUGCGCGCCCAUUCCGGGGUUGCCUGAUGGCGGCGGCGGGAGCGAACGGCGGAGAGGCGCGAUGAGAAGCAGCAGCGGGCCGCGAGAGGGACGGUUUGGGGGAGGGCCGCCGCGAGGGACGGAGAGUCCCGCAGCGCCGGGACGCGUGACGCUGAGGAAGCAACUGUCAAGCGACAUCGCGCCGCUGCUGCUGCGACUGAAGCGACAGGCCACGCCCACGCGCGUCCGCAGCCAGUCGCCUGUGCUGUCACCUGUGCAGUCACCGCGUGAUGUGUGGGAGGCUGCGGAGGCGGGGAGGCUGUUGGAUUGGAUGAGCAAGGAUACGUACUCUGCGAGUCCCAGUGGAAGCGCCAUGGCCGAUGAGGUUUCGCUCGCUGAGCAGGAGGCUCGGUUGAAGAAGAAGUAUGGCGGGGCUCUGCCUAAGAAAAAAGGACUUCUUUCCAAGGGCCACGAGCGGGCCUUCUUCGACUCCGCCGAGUGGGCCAUCCAAAAGCAAAAGGGCGCCAAGCCAGCAGCACCGGCAGAGGAGGGUCUGCAGCCGAAGCUAGAGCCUACCCCACAUCAACCUGCCACGGGUCGUCGCUCCGGACUGGCUGAAGGCUGA
Closterium sp. Yama58-4 is the source of this 2715-nucleotide messenger RNA. Lineage: Eukaryota; Viridiplantae; Streptophyta; Zygnematophyceae; Desmidiales; Closteriaceae. The record is from the annotation of a GenBank genome assembly.